Orbicella faveolata is the source of this 801-nucleotide messenger RNA. RefSeq lists its product as uncharacterized. The record is from RefSeq and is a predicted model, not a curated record. Lineage: Eukaryota; Metazoa; Cnidaria; Anthozoa; Scleractinia; Merulinidae.
AACCACAUUCUCAGCUUAGGUGCUAAACUGAAGGAGCUUCUGUGGAGAGCAAGUUUGAAUCACCAAGUCUUCCUGAGCGAUCAGUUCGACAAUGAAAUUGUUUCUUCUUUCCCUUUUGGUUCUUACCUCACUGUGCUUCGUUCUCGGUGACGAAGACGACAUACAGCCCAACUUUGACGAUCUGAACGCAAACGAUGGACAGAUGGUCGAGGACACGCCAGACGAUUAUGUUGAGGACGAAGAAGACAACGACAUGGAAGAUGACGAAGACUUUAUCCCAGAGGAACAUGAUGAUGGCGAACUAAGGGAUCCCGAUGGUUUUAAGGAUGAUGAUGACGCGAACCAAACUGGUUUGGAGGGAAGCGGAGGGAAGCGCCCACCAGUGGACACCAUUAUAGAAAAAACUCCUCCUUCAAAAGGCGAGGAGGAAGGCAGUGGUGACUCAAACCAAUCGGUUAGAGACGCUUUGGCGAAUAAGCUGGGAUUAAAUUCUGACUCGGAUGACCCAGAGUUCGCCAAGAAAUAGUUUUCCUUCAUGGAACGUACCCAAAUUGCUUAUAUUAUGGUGCAUGGUGUAGUUUAGAAAGCAAAGAUUUUCUAUGUGGGAUAUUUGUUACGGAAUUACUUUUUACCUUUGGGUUAUGCUUAAUCAAAUAAACAAUUUUUGCUUUUUUUACGAAAAAUAACAAAAAACUGCAUUUGUUAGAGUGUUUUGGUUUCUUCAGGAUUUUUUUUACAAAACGUGUCAGCUACUCUUAAAUUUUGCAUUUAUAUUAAAGACUGAUGCUUUAAACCGCUAAA